This is a messenger RNA of Adineta steineri, 2040 nucleotides long. Lineage: Eukaryota; Metazoa; Rotifera; Eurotatoria; Adinetida; Adinetidae. The record is from the annotation of a GenBank genome assembly.
AUGAAAGACACAGGAGUAAACAUUAGUGAAAAAUCCAUAACAUCUAUAUUAACUUUCGAUGAAUUGAAGAAGAAAAAUGUAACGGGAAAUAAUCUAAUGGAAUGGUCAAGUCCUAUUGAUCUUAUUGAACGAUAUGAACAUUUUUUACAAAUGAACAAAUCUUCAUCCAAUGAAGUAUUUUAUAAUUGUACUCUACCAUGGUUUGGACCGCUCUGUCAAUAUAAAUUCAUUGUAAAUCAAUCAUUUCCACAGUUGAUCGAAACAAUAGAUCAUAGAUAUAGAGACCGAAAUGUAAAUGCAAGUUUUACUUGUUAUAUAUAUUUGAAAUGCAAUCGUGGUUCACCUUAUAUUUGUCUCGACUGGCAUGAAAUAUGCGAUGGAAAAGUCGAUUGCCUCGAUGGUGGAGAAGAUGAAAAAUAUUGUCUCGAACUUGAAUUAAAUACAUGCGAAGAAAACGAAUAUCAGUGUCGAAAUGGAAUGUGUGUCAAUAACGUGUUUCUAUUGGAUGAACUGAAUAGUUUCAUCAGUCCAGAGUGUUUAGAUACAUCCGAUGAACAUUUACACGAAGGUCGCGCUUCUUGUCGCAAAAGUAAUUUGGGCACACCUGAUUUUAUCUGUUAUGACCAAAAACGUUGUCCAUUUUUUAUACCAACACUGACAGUGGAAAAUUAUACAUGUAUGCAUAUAAAUGCUUCAAAUUGGCUAUUUAAUAGCGAUUUCUAUGAGCCAUUUGUUUCAUGCAAUCAAUUGUUUGAAAGUACAAAUGACACUCACUGUCCACAUUCAACAAUGUUACGUUGUUUGGGAACAAAUAAAUGUAUUUCUAAGCGUCGAAUUAUGGAUGGAAUCUCGGAUUGUUAUAGCGAUUUCGAUGAAUCACUCUCAGCUAAUUCAUGUGCAUUGAAUGAUACAGAUCGCUUUCAAUGUAUAUCGGAACAAAAAUGUCUUCGACCUACUCUCGUGAAUGAUCGAACGGCACACUGUGUGGGCAAAGAGGAUGAGUUUGUUCAGGAUAGUAUCAUAACUCAUAUUCGUCAACUUCAUUUUUCUGCCAUUUGUGACAAUUGGAUUGAUAUGUUGAAUUUAACAAAUGAAACUGAUGAAACUCUUUGUGGUGAACAAUGGCAAUGUGUCAACCAAUAUACACGUUGUAAUUCAGUAUGGAAUUGCCCAAAAGGCAUCGAUGAAAUCAACUGUUCAUCAAGUUUUAUGUGUCCUGCAGAUCAUCAUCCUUGUUUCUUUAGAAAGAAUGAGACAAUGGGUUGUUUACAUAUGAGAUAUGCUGAAGAUGGAAUUGUCGAUUGUCUUGGAGCAACUGAUGAGCGAUCUUAUUGUAAAUCACAAAAUCCGAAAGAUAGCUUCAAAAGUUAUCGCUGCUGGAAUGACACGAAAUGUGUUCAAGUUUCUGAAGGCUGUACACGUUGCAAUGAUUUUGACGACAUUGAUCUAUUAUGUAAUCGCCCUUUCGAGGAAAAUGGAGAUAUUAUUACUUAUCUACAAUCUGCACAAAACAUUUUCUUUUCUGAAAAAAUAUCGUUCUCGCAUAAAUCUUCACUUAAUUUUCCUCGUAUGCAAUUAUCAUUACCUGUUCAAAAACAUGAGCAACAUCGUAUAAUAGACAAUAUGAAAAUGGAUGUUACUAAAUAUCAAGAUGAUCCUCGUGCAUGGUUAUGCCACCGAGGUGUUGUAAUUCUUGUUGAUAAGGAUGAAAUAGUACAUUGUCUUUGUUCAUCACAUUAUUAUGGGAAUUUUUGUCAGUUUCAAAAUCAACGUGUAACUCUUACUAUUCGAAUACGUCAAGAAAACUUAGAAAAAUUAUAUGUGAUUGGUAUUGUUAUUAGACUUGUUGAUAAUACUGGUCUUGUUCAUUCAUAUGAACAAGUUACAUACGUUCCUGUAAUUAAUUGUGAUGUUAAAUACAAUUUACAUCUUCUUUAUCAAGAUCGACCGAAGAACAUGUCAAAGAAUUAUUCAGUCUAUAUCGAUGCAUAUAAUAAGAGAAAUCUUACUUAUAUUACCAGUUGGAUAUUUUCAGUUUAA